Brassica oleracea var. oleracea is the source of this 1185-nucleotide messenger RNA. RefSeq lists its product as uncharacterized. The coding region runs from base 1 to 1185 and encodes 394 amino acids. The transcript has 2 exons. NCBI's taxonomy places the organism in Eukaryota, Viridiplantae, Streptophyta, Magnoliopsida, Brassicales, Brassicaceae. The record is from RefSeq and is a predicted model, not a curated record.
AUGGCGGGGAACUUCGAGAUGAGUGAUAUUGGCUUAUUAACCUAUUACUUAGGUAUUGAAGUAUUGCAGCACAAAGAUGGGAUAAUCUUGAGUCAAGAAAGAUAUGCAAAGAAGAUCCUUUGUGAAACCGGGAUGGAUGAAUGUAACGCAGUGCAGUCUCCGAUGGAAUUUGGGUUAAAGAUCUCUAAAGCAAACGAAGAAGAAGGCACAGAUGAGAAAGACUAUCAGCAAAGCAUAGGAUGUUUGCACGCGAUACCUAUUACACACUCGACCAGAUAUCGCCUUCUGUGUCGGCUUGUUAAGCAGCUACUGAAGUAUAGAGCUCUGGCCAGAUCUUUUGUACAAGUAGAAAUAAGAAGUGGAACUCCUACUUCUUUCUGGUUUGAUGAGUGGUCCCCCUUGGGGAGGAUAAUAGACCUCACCGAAAUGCAAGGUUGCAUCGCGCUUGGGAUCAAUCUCAACGCCACCGUCGAGUUUGUUAUUCAAAACUACCGGAGCCGCCGCUACAGAGCAGAACACUUGAUCACCAUUGAUAAGGAAAUCCUGAAGUUGAGAGCCCAGGGGCUUACAGAAGAGGACGAUGUGGUUAAGUGGAAAGGGAAAGGCAAUGUGUUUCGACCUUGUUUCGACAUACACCAAACUUGGAACUCUAUUCGAGUGCCGCAGUCAAAAGUUCAGUGGUAUAAGGGUCUCUGGUUUGCUGGAUCAACUCCAAAGUACUCUGUUAUGUCUUGGCUUGCUGUACAUAAUCGCCUGGCAACAGGAGAUAGGCUGCUGCUGUGGAACUCUCAGGCAAACGCUCAGUGUAUCCUCUGUAACUCUGCAGUCGAAUCCCGAAAUCAUCUUUUCUUUAGCUGCACCUUCACAGAGACUAUUUGGAGGAACCUUACAAGGAAGCUACUUGGACAGAACUACUCACACAUAUGGAGUCAAGUUCUUGAUCUUAUAUCAACACACACUGUCUCAGGGGAGACAAGGUUCCUCCUAAGAUACGCUUUUCAAGUUUCAGUGCACAGUAUUUGGCUAGAGAGAAAUGGUAGGAGACACGGCAAGGUUCAGAGACAUCCGAGCAUUCUUAUCAAGUUCAUCGACAAGCAAAUACGAAACCGAAUCAGUUCACUCCGGGGACGAGCUGGAACAUCUUUCAACAACGCGAUGGUGGUUUGGUUUUCGUCUAGAGAUUAG